CAGAGCGGUGGUUAUGCGGGGAUAUCGCUACUGCUAUUUCUCCUCAGUCUAUCGUUCUCCCUUUUAGAAGAUUGAGGCACAACUAGGUAGUGAAAAAGCAAAGAAAGAAAAAACAAAACACAGCCAAAAAAAUGGCAGAGCUCGGAGCAGGCAGCAUGUUACAGGGGGAUCCUGCUUUAAAUGACCAAGAGCAGGAGCUAAACGAGCGUUUGAAGCGGCUCUAUCCGGCCGUGAACGAGGAAGAGACCCCCUUACCCCGGUCGUGGAGCCCCAAGGAUAAAUACAGCUACAUCGGGCUGUCGCAGAACAAUCUGCGGGUACAUUAUAAAGGUCACGGCAAAAACCACAAAGACGCAGCAUCCGUGCGAGCAACCCACCCGAUCCCCGCUGCCUGUGGCAUCUACUACUUCGAGGUGAAGAUUGUCAGCAAAGGCAGGGAUGGGUACAUGGGCAUUGGAUUGUCCGCUCAGGGGGUCAACAUGAACCGGCUGCCGGGCUGGGACAAACACUCCUAUGGUUACCACGGCGAUGAUGGGCACUCCUUUUGCUCCUCAGGGACAGGUCAACCGUACGGGCCCACCUUCACAACGGGCGAUGUGAUUGGCUGCUGCGUGAACCUCAUCAACAACACCUGCUUCUACACUAAGAACGGACACAGCUUGGGUGUGGCCUUCACAGACCUUCCACCCAACCUGUAUCCUACAGUAGGGCUUCAGACUCCUGGAGAGAUUGUAGACGCUAACUUUGGCCAGCAUCCGUUUGUGUUUGACAUCGAGGACUACAUGAGCGAGUGGAGGGCAAAGAUUCACAGCAUGAUCUCUCGCUUCCCCAUUGGAGAGAGACUCGGAGAGUGGCAGACAGUGCUGCAGAAUAUGGUAUCCAGCUACUUGGUGCAUCAUGGGUACUAUGCUACUGCCAUGGCCUUUGCCCGAGCCACAGAGACCAUGAUACAGGAGGACCAGGCUUCCAUAAAGAACCGACAGAGAAUACAGAAGCUGGUAUUGGAAGGUCGUGUCGGAGAGGCCAUUGAUGCCACACAUCAGCUGUACCCUGGACUCCUAGAACGCAACCCCAAUUUACUCUUCAUGUUGAAGUGUCGGCAGUUUGUGGAGAUGGUGAAUGGUACAGACAGUGAGGUACGAUGCUUUAGUGUCCACUCCCCGAACACCCAGGACAGUUAUUCCGGUUCCCCAAGCCUUAGCCCUCGGCACGGAGCUGCCAACCCCCACCUGCACAGCACAGGAGCAGACAGUCCCACGUGCAGUAACGGUGUGACACCUUCUAACAAAAACAAGAGCCACACCAAAUAUCCCGGAGCUGGCUCCGCCUCCUCUUCCCCUUCCUCCUCACCUUCAUCUGUCAACUAUUCUGAAUCCAACUCCACAGACUCCACCAAGUCCCAGCCACACAGUACCACCAGCAACCAGGAAACCAGUGCUGUGUGCACGUGUGCACUCAGUGACAGUGAGAUGGAGAUUGAGGCAGAGCACUACAGUAAUGGAGUGACUGAGAAUUCCUCCACCCGCAUUAUGAACGGCACCUACAAGCACCAGGAGAUCAUGCAAGGGGACGACAGUAGCGUGGGCAAUGGAGUAGCAGAGGACAGCUGUGGUUCGAGGCAGCUAUGUGGGGGUAACCAGGCCGCCACGGAGCGCAUGAUCCAGUUUGGCCGUGAGCUGCAGGCUCUUAGCGAGCAGCUCUCACGCCAAUACGGCAAGAACACCAUGCAUAAGAAGAUGCUGCAGGAUGCAUUUAGUCUACUUGCAUACUCAGACCCAUGGAAUUGCCCAGUGGGCCAGCAGCUGGACCCCACACAAAGAGAGGCCAUCUGCUCUGCCCUGAACAGCGCCAUCUUGGAGUCUCAGAAUUUACCCAAGCAGCCCCCCCUCAUGCUGGCUCUGGGGCAGGCCACCGAGUGUGUACAGCUCAUGGCCCGUGUGCGCUCCGGCUCCUGCUCGUUCGCCAGAGUCGACAACUUUUUGCACUAGCCCAAGUCCAGGCAAUGUUCAGGACAGUUAAGAAGAGGACUUUCCAGCCGGUUGCCAUGAGGAACACGCUUGUUUAAAACGGUGCAUUCACUUGCCGCAGGCAGUUCAGAUGAGAGAUGACUAGAAACGUGGAGGAGAGGCUUCUUUUUAAUUUAGUAUUAUUAAAUGCAAACUGUGUGACACUAUUUAAAGGCAAUUAAUUAUUAUUCUGUUUAUCUAGUCAUUUUUAUUUUAGUUUCUAUUUUGUCAGUUUGUUGUGCUCGCCUUGACAUUGAACCAGAAAUCCCUUCUUUGUUUUAUGGGUGGAUUCAGUGCAUAGUAUUCCAGACACACACACACACACACCAUAUCAAGGGUAAUGCAUAGCAGUAAAGUCUUCUUGCAGUUUUAAGAAGCAACACACCUCCCUUAAUCAGAACUCAGGUAUUUACGACAUGUGAUUUUAGCAUGUAGAAUGAGUACUGUGACUACUCAAUAAGGCUUAUAUACAGUAUGGAUAUAUAUAUGGACUAUAAUUCUACUGGCUACUAUACCACAGGCCUGGUUUUUGUAUUUGGUUGAAAGCUUGUUCAAGAUUUUUUGAGAAGGUGCGAGUCUCCAUGUGUCUCGGUUCCAAGCUAGCAGUUCACCUCAGACACCAGCGCUAGAACUAGUCUUUUUAUUAGGUGCAGAUCAUACAGAAGCAUUGCAGUCCCAGAAUUGCUAAGUAUAUUUUACAAAGCUCGAGGUUCUCUCGUACUUUAAAAAGCUUCUAUUUUAAAGACAAUCUUUAUAGUGUACAUUUCCAAAUAUAUGUAAUCCCCCCUCAGCUUUUAUUGUUUUGAGUUGGCUUUAUCGAAAUUUAACCUGUGGGUUUUUGUGUGUGUGGCUACAAUGAAUAAAAAUAUGAAGUUCUUGUUAAAGAAAACCAAGAUUAGUUAUUUUAUUAGCUUUGACUACAACACCGAAGCUUGGAAACUGACUAAUAUGUUCUGCAAAUUGCUACAUUUUAUAUCUGCUAGGCCAGUGC
Messenger RNA from Clarias gariepinus (North African catfish), 2997 nucleotides. It is a transcript of the gene ranbp10, whose product is annotated as RAN binding protein 10. Gene Ontology annotation, cellular component: cytoplasm. The coding region runs from base 132 to 1988 and encodes 618 amino acids. NCBI's taxonomy places the organism in Eukaryota, Metazoa, Chordata, Actinopteri, Siluriformes, Clariidae. The transcript has 15 exons. Gene Ontology annotation, molecular function: protein binding. Gene Ontology annotation, biological process: cytoskeleton organization; cell surface receptor signaling pathway. The record is from RefSeq and is a predicted model, not a curated record.